Molecule: messenger RNA, 920 nt
Organism: Asterias rubens (European starfish)
Lineage: Eukaryota; Metazoa; Echinodermata; Asteroidea; Forcipulatida; Asteriidae
Product: protein FRG1-like
Exons: 8
Coding region: 83-865 (260 amino acids)
Cellular component (GO): striated muscle dense body; catalytic step 2 spliceosome; nucleolus
Molecular function (GO): actin filament binding
Source: RefSeq, a predicted model, not a curated record
UUAGACACUGCCGUCAGAGAGAUAGAUAGAUGGGAACAACAAUUUGAUUCUGAAGAUUCUGAGAAUUCAUCUGAAUAGAACGAUGUCUGAAUAUAAUUUUGUAAAGGGAGGAAAGCUGAAGCUUAAAGGCACCACUAGUGAUCGUAAAAGCAAAAAACACAAGAAAAAGCGGAAGAGGGAAGAAGAGAAAGAUGAAAGACUUCCAGAUGCUGAAAGUCAUGGAGGCUGGUGGGCCAUCAGGAACUUUGAUGAGAUUACCGGUGAUGUUGUCAUCGAGAUGGCACCAAAUUCUUUCAUCUUUGCGCAGGAUACCGGCAUGUUUACCCUUGGGGCACCUCACACAAACUCUCAAGAGGGCCCAGCACCCCCAGAGCAGUUGACUGCCAUCCGACUGUCAGACACAAAGAUUGCUCUGAAAACAGGCUUUGAUAAAUACAUUUCUGUGGAUUACGAGAAGAGGGUGAUUGGUCGCUCUGAUGCCAUUGGGCCAAGGGAGCAAUGGGAACCGGUCUUCGAAGAUGGUAAAUUGGCUUUGAUGGGCUGCAACUCUUGUUUUAUGUCUUGUAAUGAGCAGGAUGACAUCGUGGCUUCAAGUAGCACAGCUGGACCAGCUGAGAUGAUGAAGAUCCGAUCAUGUGCUCCUCUAAUCAAGAAGAAGAAAGAUACUACACCAGCAGAAGAUAAAGGAGACAUCUCAACAUGUGAAGUUAGCUAUGUGAAAAAGUUCCAGAGUUUUCAGGAUCACAGACUGCGGGUGAAUGAGACUGAACGAGGCGGCCUGACCAAGGCAAGGACAACCGGUAAACUACAUGAAGCAUUACUUGAUAGGAGGGAGAAAAUGAAAGCUGACAGAUACUGUAAAUAACCCAUAGCAAAACACAUGACUGCAAUCAUCCGCACAAGCUUUUUAUUCUCAUGUU